GGUGGCGGAGGUGGUGGUGGCGGUGGGGGCAGCGGGGGCCCCCAGAUCUGCGGUGCCAGCGGCUUGUGCAAAGCUAACUGCGGCAUGUGCUGCAAAGCGGAGCUGAGCCUGGCUCCGUCCGUGCUGCCCACCGGCAGGGUCAUCAAGCCCCAGGUCAUCAACCAGGCCGUGGGGCUGCCGGCCAAUGGCUCCCUCUAUUACUUCAACUACCUGGAAUCUUCGGCGUAUCCCCCAUCGGAACUACUCAAUGGGCACCUCUUCCCCUCCAGCAUCCUCAACGCCCAGUCCCCAGCGUCCCUGGCCGCCCACCAGAAACUCUUCUUGUUGGAGAACGCCAAGCUGGCCACGUUGGCCGCGGACAAGUUCCCUCAUGCCCCCUACCCCCACAAAGAGCGCCUGCCUGGGCAGCUGGACCAGGUCAUGAAAGAGAACACGGCGCUGACGGCGGAGCGGAACGGGGCCAAGAGUCACGGCAAACUGGCUGCGAGCUCCGCCGACGGCAAGCCCAAGAACUUCACCUGCGAAGUGUGUGGCAAGGUGUUUAACGCUCACUAUAACCUCACUCGCCACAUGCCGGUCCACACGGGAGCCAGACCGUUUGUCUGCAAAGUCUGCGGGAAGGGCUUUCGGCAAGCCAGUACCCUGUGCAGACACAAAAUCAUCCAUACCCAGGAAAAACCUCACAAAUGUAACCAGUGCGGCAAAGCCUUCAACCGGAGCUCCACGCUUAACACUCACAUCCGAAUCCAUGCGGGCUACAAGCCUUUCGUCUGCGAAUUCUGCGGGAAAGGGUUCCACCAAAAAGGAAACUACAAAAAUCACAAACUGACUCACAGUGGGGAGAAACAAUACAAGUGUACCAUCUGCAACAAGGCCUUCCACCAGAUUUAUAACUUGACUUUUCAUAUGCACACCCACAACGACAAGAAACCUUUCACGUGUGCCACUUGUGGGAAAGGAUUUUGCAGAAACUUUGAUCUAAAGAAGCACGUGAGGAAACUCCACGACAGUGUGGCCCCUGGAGCUCCCACCACAAAGGACUUGCCGAGGACGGUGCAGAGCUGA
Molecule: messenger RNA, 1065 nt
Organism: Gracilinanus agilis (Agile Gracile Mouse Opossum)
Lineage: Eukaryota; Metazoa; Chordata; Mammalia; Didelphimorphia; Didelphidae
Gene: FEZF2
Product: FEZ family zinc finger 2
Exons: 4
Cellular component (GO): nucleus
Source: RefSeq, a predicted model, not a curated record